AUGCCCACUCAACCCCCGUCUCAACACAAUUCGCACCAUGCUUCCAACACAAACUCUUCGCAAAAUGGGCGCACCAGUACCGAUCGGGAUGGCGGCGGCUUGCAACUACCGAAUGGCGCUUCAACCCGAAAUACCGCCUUCUCAUCCGUAUCCUUUGCUCCUCGAAAUAGUAGCCUGAAUCACUCCAUCGGUCCUGGAAGCUUCAGUUCUGAACUGCGCAGCCAGAUGAUGUCGAGCCGAGCCAACAGUAAGGUCGACCUGGCAUCGGCCUAUGCUGGAACCAUCAUGGACAAGGUGGAGGAAGAUGGUGCCGAGACCGCCAUGCAGCAGGCUCUCUUUGCCUUGAGAGAUGAGUUGAAUCGAGAACUGAAGAUCAAGGAAGGUAGCGAAAACAUGCUAGAGGCUUUGAACAUGAAAAAAGCGAAGCAAACCAAAGAGCAACGGUUGAGGGUGGAAGCCGAGCUGAGCGCGAGUAAUUUGAGGAUUAAAAACAUCAGGCAAAAGAUAUCGGAAGCUCAGCGGACAAGACCUGUCCCACCUAUGACUCCGACUAGGAACCGAGCACAGGAGACGACUCUCCAACCGUCUGGUGCUCUACGAUCACCAACGAGUGUCUCCCGGUCUGCUGCAGGUUCAGACAUCGACGAGACCGCCGAAAGCCCAACUUUUGCACUCGCCGAGCUGUUGCAGGCACUCGAGGUGGAAGGAUUGACGCCAGAAUACUACGUAAGCCGUGCCAACCAACUUGUUGACCUCUUCAAACGGCAUCCAGCGCUCAAAUACGAUCUGGUCUGGGCCAUCUUUGGGCUACGUAUGCAGAUGAUGCUUCUUAGUGAAAGCCGAGAGGUUGUGGCUGCUGGAUACCGUGUUGCGAGAUAUGCCAUCUCGGAUGCCUCAUCUAUAAAAAGGAUUCGCAGCUUGAACACAGAUUUCUUGGUCAUUAGAUCUCUGAAUAACUACCGCAAGGCCGACGUGGAAAGAGAGCAAGCACUUAAAUUUGUGCGCUCAUUCCUGGAUGUCAAAGACGGUAUCAAAGAGAUAUCUAGGGCAAUUGUGCGGACGAUUGUUGCCGUGGCAGAGCAAGGAGAAGACCGACGUCCUGGCAUGCCAGUCGCGGACCAAAGCAUUGACCGACUGCGCCCAAUCUGCAUUGAGACGCUGGCAGAGAUUCUAGUUCGUGAUCCGCCUCUCCUGGUUGCAUCUGGCGGCUUGGGGACACUCUCAGAAGCUUUAUCGGAUGUCACAUACAAAUCCCCGGAGAGCUUAACUUCCGCGUUUCUUUUUCUGUUGGAUGUACCCCAGAGACGCAAGUACUUGGUCCCAGGGUAUGGCUUGGACGUUGUAUUUACGGCCUUUACGAAUCACCUGGCCGGCGCUGAAGGCAUGCUGAAGCAGAAUUCGAGAGCCAUAUCAGUAGCAAUGAGAUCAUGGGCAGGCUUGAUGACCUUGAGCAUGUAUGAUUUCCGGUCCAUUCGCUCCCUCAUUGCGAGUUUACUGUUUCCCAACCAGGCUAUCAGGGAGACUAUAUUGGAUCUUUUCUUCUCAUUGCUCCGUAUCAAACCUCCCGCGUGGGCGACGUCAUUUCUUGCAGGCAGACGCCUGACCACAUAUGGCCGUGUGGCCAACCUGAAGGCAGUCACGAGAAACCGAAGCGCUUCGCUAAUUUCGGAGGAAGAUUGUGGCGAGCAAAACUUUGUCGACCAUUAUACUGCCCUGCUCUUGGCCAUCUUCAUCAAGACCGGUCUACUGCAUAGCUUACUUCAAUUGGCACAAACUGAAGAGGAUCCCAUGCUGAAGCGUAAGUCGACCUUGUUGAUUGGAGAGAUUCUGAAACUCGCAAGCCGAUUACUCCCGCCCUCCUGGAGUGCAGAUUUGCAGCUUCUGCCUGAACUGUUUCGCGCAGCUGUGGACUUUGGAAAUGAAGACCAUUUCAUAGCCUCCGGCAUUGUCUAUCAAAUCAGCAGCGUCAGUCGAAUUUUAUAUAGAAGCGCCCCGACAGAAUCGGCGACUGGCAUCCUUCCCUCGGACGACAGCAUGCGGAACCUAGGGCGACUUGAUGAUCAACCAAAAAUGAGUAACACUACGGUUGCCCUGGAUGACGCUGCCUUUCGUCAGCUUCUCAUCGAUAGCGGCGUGCUCAACAGCUCAAACUACAUGAAGUGGAAUUGGGAAGUCAUUGUCAAGGUGAUUGAUGGUCCUCUGCAGAUUGGAAAGCGUUUGGAUGAAGCCUUCAAAGCGUCCAAGUUCAUGAAGCGCUUAAUCAGCUUUUACAGGCCGUUCAAGUACAAGUUUGCAGAGGUCAAAAACUCAAAGAAUACGCAGAAAUAUGUCAAAGCAGGGUGCCUCCUCAUGCACUCUCUUCUCCAAUCUUCCGAGGGAAUCAAGUUUUUGGCGGAUAGCAAACUCCUAAGGCAAAUAGCCGAAUGUCUAGCUCAAUGCGACCCGACAAGCGGCCUGACGGCUCAGUACCCCAUGUUUUCAAAGGACCGAUUGACUGAUACACUAUGUUGCGGCUACUUUCCAAUGCUUGGCGUACUGAGCAGUGAUCCGAGAGGAAUGCUUCUCAUUGAAAGGUGGCGAAUGUUUAACAUGAUGUAUCACAUUGUGGACUUUAAGCAGCGUCCAGAUCUCGUCAAGUUACUUCUCGUCAAUUUCGAUUACAGCCUCCAGGGGCACCCCCGGAUUCUGCUGUCGAAGGCUUUGACGGCCGGAACCAAGGAUAUCCGCAUAUACGCCACUAAUGCACUUCGAAAGAGCCUCAUGGGUCCGGCAGCUUCCAUUAGUGGUAGGGACGAUAUGAGCGAUACUAAAUGGGCAAUCCGGCUCCUGGUCACUCAGUUGUACGAUCCAGAGAUCGAGGUAUGCUCCACAGCAAUCAAAAUCUUGGAAUCGGCCUGCAACAAGAAGGUGUACCUCGAGUAUAUCGUCGAGUGUCGGCCGGCCCUGGAUCACCUAGGCGAAAUUGGCGCGCCACUCCUGCUCCGGUUUCUGUCCACCUCCAUCGGGUAUCACUAUCUCGAUGGGCUGGACUACAUCAGCAAUGAAAUGGAUGACUGGUUUCUGGGACGCAAUGACGCUUAUGUCAGUGUCAUCGAGGCUAGCCUCGCGCGAGCGUUCCUGUCGGAUCCUGAAGACAACAGCCAUCGCAUGAGUCUUUUUGAUGAAGCAGAUCCUGAAGCUGAAUUCCACGACAGUCAUGUUCCGCCACAUUUCUACCGUGAACUGACAAGGACACGCGAGGGCUGCAAGCUUCUUAGCGACAAAGGUCAUUUCGAAGAGUUUGCUGUAACGAUCCGCGAACACGGAAUGCAGACAGAGGAUGCAGAGCUCAUGAUCAAGGUGAAGGGGUGUCUUUGGGCCGUAGGUAACGUGGGAUCAAUGGAACUUGGGGCGCCAUUCUUGGAGUCCACUGACAUUGUUGGGCGAAUCGUCGAAAUCGCCGAGACUCAUGAGGUCAUGAGUCUCCGCGGUACCGCGUUCUUCGUGCUGGGGCUGAUAUCCCGAUCCACACACGGACUCGAAAUCUUGUCGGAGCACGGCUGGGACUCCAACGCGACGGCUCUGGGCGUGUCUCUGGGGCUUUGCGUCCCCAACGAUCUGUCAAAGUUGUUGUCCGUCGCCCCUUGGAAGCAUAUCAACUCGGCCUUGAUCACUAUUCCCCAAACGCAACGAACGAUCCAAGAGCAACCUCCGGCUCUGCGAGCCCACGCACCUCUGGAGUCCUGUGAGCUACCGGCACUGUUAAACGAUGAGGCAAUCAGCCAGCGGAUUCUGGAGCUGAUUGUUGAUCUCGGAAACACCGUUCUGUACAAGAAGACGCUGAUGGAGCUCCAGAGGCUGAAGGAACGAAAACCAAACGCGUUCCGCAGCACCGAGUUUUUCAAAAAGGUAAUGGGAUUGAUGGAGUGGAAUCAUUACAGGCUCGGUAUCCGUAGGUUGGUUAUCGACCUGUUUGAAAAGAAUGUGAUGCGGCAGAUCGUGUUUGGGGAGGAGGAUGGUGAAAGCAGCGAAGCCAGCAGUGCAGACUCAGGCGGUGACGAGGGGGGCGAAGGGAGCUCUGGCGAUGACCGAACCGAAAGGCAAAGGAGCAUCAGCGAACCCGCAGAAAUGCCUUCUGAUUUGAUGCCAGCACCGUUGCGGGUGCGGAGGUGA
Molecule: messenger RNA, 4152 nt
Organism: Ustilaginoidea virens
Lineage: Eukaryota; Fungi; Ascomycota; Sordariomycetes; Hypocreales; Clavicipitaceae
Exons: 3
Coding region: 1-4152 (1383 amino acids)
Biological process (GO): TORC2 signaling
Cellular component (GO): TORC2 complex
Source: RefSeq, a predicted model, not a curated record